Messenger RNA from Dendronephthya gigantea, 5275 nucleotides. RefSeq lists its product as uncharacterized. Gene Ontology annotation, molecular function: zinc ion binding; protein binding; metalloendopeptidase activity. NCBI's taxonomy places the organism in Eukaryota, Metazoa, Cnidaria, Anthozoa, Malacalcyonacea, Nephtheidae. The record is from RefSeq and is a predicted model, not a curated record. The transcript is spliced from 14 exons. Bases 53 to 5275 code for a protein of 1740 amino acids.
AAGAAAGAAUUUGGAGGAAUCAAGUUUAGCCGCUUCAGCGGCAGGCCGUAUUAUGGCAAUGUCAAAUCUUGGGAUUGAGCUAUCAGUCCUAUGUCUAAUACUGAUAUCAAUAUUGCAUCUCUCCCAUGGAGAUCCAUGCGGACUUGUGAACCUGAACGAGCGCAGUAUAGUUCUUGUGGGUGAGGUAAAAGCUGAAAUCCGCACGAACUAUUCGCAUGUACUGCUUAUUCGCGUAUUGGAAAACGUGUACGGUGAAACAUUGGACAAUGAAGUGAACGCAUCUCAAGUAGAUAAAGCGCGCUCUUGUGGGAAUCCGCUUGAGAUCGGUGAUCAAAGAAUUUUUGUAAUUGAGACGCAUCCUGGCAAUAAGAAAUACACGCUAGCCGCGUCUCUUCCGUUGGCUUUAAAACAUCUUGCAGUGAAUGCAAGAAGGGAAAAACUUGAAAGUCGUGAGGAACUUGAAACGUACUUUGCAGCAGACGAUGAAUCUGUUUGUAACACUGAUUUCAAGUGCCACAAUGGGGGAUACUGUAUUGUUAUUCCUACUGGAAAAGCAAUAUGUCGUUGUCCUAUUGUUUGUACCAAGGAAUAUGAUCCAGUUUGUGGCUCAGACGGCAGGACUUUUCCAAAUCCUUGCGUCGUGAAGUACGAAUCUUGUUUGAAACAAAAGAACAUCACUAUUGUUCACUAUGGUCAUUGCGGAGUCUCAAGUUGUAAGGACGUCCUCACGGAAGAACUAGGUAAAGAUGACGGGGAAUACGCUCUUCAACUUAACCCAAAUUGCCAGCUUCCCGUUCGUGUGUACUGCCAUGGCAUGAACACAUCACAACCCAAGGAAUACCUUACCCUCCCUCGUGGGACGAAAAAUAACUACGCCAUCGUCUAUGACAGAAGAUUACCAGCCUCUCCUGUGAACAUGAGAUAUCGCUGUGAUGGAACUCCUGGUGAACACGUAUACUCGCGAGCUGGUGUGACACGGUUUAACAAAGUACGCCUGGAUAUUACGAAGAUGUCCGUGAUAACAGAUGACUACACCUUCGCUACAGUACAAUCUGGGAGAUCCAUCGAAUUCGGUGAAGCUGGAGAUUGCUUUUCUGCAAAUCCGGGACGGUGUAGAAAGGGGAGUUUUAAGAUCGAUCUUUCUGAUACUGGACUUCGUGUCGAUAGUCAGGUGGCAUGGAGAGCAAAUGGGUUUCCACUUGGUAUACGAAUGCAAGAUUUCUAUAGAUCAAGUACUGGCCAUGUUAUUUCGGCAAAAUGUGGAGGAUGGUGUGGUCAUUGUGGACCUGAAGGUGAUCUCCAGUUAACGCAAGAUGAGUGUCUAAGACAGGAAGAUCCUUGCAAAGCAACUCGUUGUCCUUAUUAUUCAAUCUGUUUACCACAUCCUGGCUCUGAGCUGGGAUACAAGUGUGUUUGUCCAAGCGCUUGUUCUCAAGCGAUUUCGCAAGUUUGCGGGAGUGAUGGUCGAACCUAUGAUAAUGAAUGCUUGAUGCAACAAACAGCUUGCUCUAGUAAAACUAUGAUCACACUGGUUAAGCUCGGAACUUGUGUCAGUGGUCAUUCUGUUGACAUGGUUUAUUUGACGGAUUUCAGUGGAGAACAAAGACAAGCAAUGCUGACAAAAACAUACACUUUCUUUCAAAACUUAUUGAACUUUUUUGACUUUUCCUCAAUGUUUACCAAUGGUCAAGAUCUCGCAAGCUUACGAUCUUUUAUUCAAAAUACACCAAACAAUCCAUAUCGCAAGCCGUUGGAAACAAUCUUAUCAGAGUUACACGGAAAUUUUACGACAAUGCUAAGCAACGGGUAUCCACGCUCAGCCAUACCAAAAGUAUUGAUCGUUGCCAGCGAUGGACGAUCAAUCGUGGAUCGCCAACAGUUUGAACAAGCAGCAAAAGCCUUAAAAGAUCUUGGGGUGAUGAUUGUGAUAUUUGGUGUUGGGGGUAGAAGUUAUUUUGAUAAGAUGAGUCCGGCUGCUUCAAGUGAUAGGUACAGAUUCUGGGCAAGGUACGAAAUACAAGUCCCAUUGGAGACAGCAAAUGUUGCAAACGCUAUUAUCUUAGGUUUACAGAGCUGUCAAUGGAUGAGAUGUCAGUAUCACAGUUAUUGUAUUCAACAUCGUAUUGGGCGAGCCGAGUGUGUUUGUCCACUGGCAGGUGACCACGUCGAUCCUGUGUGUGGAAGCAAUGGUAAAACAUACAUCAAUAAUGAAGUUCUUAUUCAAGACUCGUGUCGUAGAAAGACGUUUAUUACGUCACAACGAGGAGCUUGUGUUGUAGGCGCUUGCAGAAGUUUCACUUGCAACCACUAUUCAUUCUGUGAACUAAACAGCGUACGUGUUCCGAAAUGCGUGUGCCCGACCUCGUGCAGUUCACGACUAGAGCUUGUCUGCGGCAGUAAUGGACAAGUUUAUGAGAAUGAAUGCGCGUUACGAAGAUGGUCAUGUCAGAAUCAGCUUUACGUCACCGUCGCUUAUACAGGACCUUGUAAAUCGGGUCCAAUCGACGUUGUUUUUGCUAUUGACGGCUCCAGUAAAACAGAUCCAAGUCGUUUCGUACAAAUGAAGAACUUCCUAAGAAGCAUCGUCUCUUAUUUGCCUUUAUCAAGAUCGGAAGUCAAUGUCGGCGUCGUGGAAUACAGCGAUAAACAGUACGAAGAGAUUAAACUAAAUGAAUACUACAACAUGGAGUCUCUACGCGAGGCAAUACGAUUAAUAAAACCUAGCGAAGGUGCCACCUCAAGAAUAGGAGAAGUCAUCAAAUUCGUGCGAGAACAGAUUUUCCUUCGAGAUGAAUCAAGUCGUAGCGGUGUUAGGAAAGUUUUAGUCAUUUUGACAGACGGUAAUGAGUAUACUGAAGACAACCCACAAUCUGAAGCAGAUUUGAUAAUGAAAUCUGGCGUGAGAGUACUUGGUGUAGCUGUUGGUAACCAACCAAAUUUAAAGAGUUUCAGUAGAGUUAUUAGUCCAACUGAAAAUCUCUAUGCAGUCAAUCAAGCUGGUAGUUUGGGUCGGCUCGUUCCCUCUGUUGCAAGAGAUAUUUUGAGAAUUACCAAAGCUGCGUCGGGUUCUCUUCUGGAUAUUGCGUUUAUUGUUGAUGGUUCCGGUGACAGCAGUCCUCAAUUUGAAGACAUCAAAUACCUCGUGAAAACAUUUGUGUCUACACUGGACGUCGGCAGUGACAAAGAUCAUGUUGGUAUUGUUGAAUACGGAAAUACAGCAAGAAUAGUUCUACCUUUUGAUUGGCUGAAUAAUGUCCAGUCAAUCAAUCAGUUUAUUGACGGUAUCCGAUAUAGCGGUGGCUCGCCGAGACUCGACCGAGCUCUUGCAAAGACCAGAGAAUUAUUCAAGAUUGAGAGAGGGUAUCGUCCUGGAGUAAGUAAGGUUGCAGUGUUGGUGGCGAAUAGCCAGUUUGAUGGCCAAGACACUGCUUUACAGCAGGCAGUGCAGGAACUAAGAAGAGAUGGUAUAAGGUUGUAUGUUAUUGGUUCCAACAAGCCAGAUGAGAAUCGCUUACAAACACUAGCUCCCAGAAAUGAUAUCAGAAGGAUUACGAGGUUCCUGGAUGCAGGGGAUACAGUAAAGGAGGUUGUAAAGUACAUAGCAGAUCAGGACAAAGCCAACACUCCUGUUUACGAUAUCGUCUUCGCUCUGGGUGCAACUGGCCAGUCUCGAUCCACCAUAUUUGAUCUGCAGAAAAGCUUCGUAGAAAAUGUUAUUAACUUCCCUUCAAAUGCUGACCGCAAUUACGGUCUCAUCCUGUAUGGUCCCUCUAGCAGCAUUAUAAGACGCCUUGAACAACCGAAAGAUGAUCAAGCAUUUCUACAAACAAUGAACAGGCUUACAUUGCCAAACUCUGAAAUUACGGACAUGAUGUCUGUUCUAAAUUUGGCUCCAGACCUCUUUCGAUCCAGGUCUUCUGAUUCCAACAAGAUCUUGGUGUUGUUCACGAACAGUCCGUUGCCACAGGACGUCAGUGCCUUAGCAACAGCAGCACGCGGCUUAAAUCGUCGUAAUAUUAAAGUGGUGGUGGUCAAUAUCGGGUUGCGAACCGAUCAUUCAAACUGGUUACCAGAUCCUACCUUUGUUAUCAAUGCAAAUCCGAGAAAUUCCGAUCAAAGAAGUACAACUCAUAGAAUUGGAAGUAUCGUUUACAGAGCGCCAUGUUAUGCGUCCACGUGUCGUUAUUUUGCUACAUGUAUCCCUCAUCCUGAUAGUUCAAUUACCUGCGAAUGCCCGACAUCUUGCCCGCACAUACCUGACGUUGGACAGGUCUGUGGUAGCAAUGGACGGACGUACGAAAAUCACUGCGCUUUAAGAAUCGAUGUUUGCCGCAAACAGAUUGAUGUAACCGUGAAGAAUACUGGACGUUGUGUGAUUCAAACUCCAGUGGACAUUGGUUUUCUUCUCGAUGGCUCUGGUAGUGUGGGCAAACAAGGUUUCCGUCGCGUCUUAAACUUCGUCAACCAAGUCGUGUCGGCCUUCAACAUUUCUCGUGAUACUGCCCAAGUUGGCGUAACUGAAUUCAGCAAUAGUCCUGUCAUUCAAAUCCAACUAAACGAUUUUCAGAACUCCAAGUUGCUUCAAGACAGAAUUACCAACAUCGAGGACUCUGGUGGACGGACAAGAACUGAUACCGCCCUGAGGAUUAUGUCUCAGGAAUUCUUCAGCCAUGACAAAGGAUCCCGAGCAGGGGUACCAAAGGUCCUUGUUGUUGUAACUGACGGAAAGUCGACAGGAAGUGAGCCGCUCUCUGAGGCUGUUAAAGGAUUGCGUCGAAAGGGUGUGAUUGUAUAUUCAGUCGGUAUAGGAAAGCACAUUAACAUGGAAGAACUGAAGGAUAUCAGUAGAACGGAAGAAGAUGUUUUUAGGUCGAAAGAUUUUGACUCGACUGGCUUGCUUGCUCCUGUAUUGGUUGAAAAGAUUGCCAGUGAUCUUACAGAUCUUUCAACAUCUAACAUGGACGUAAUAUUCGCCAUGGGAGCUUACGGAUCUACAGCAAACAUUGCGUUCAACCAAGAAAAAGCUAUCAUGAGCGCCAUAGUUGAUAAGCAAGGUUCUUCAAAAGUGAAAUAUGGUCUCAUACAGUAUGGUAUCGACUCAGCUGAAACACUGAAACGUUUAUCACAGUUCACGAGUAAUUUGGACUUCAAAAGAUUUGUUGCGGCUAGUGAACUCAAAACUCGUGGUAGGGCAUUAAUAUCGGCUAUGGAUAAAGCUAGUGAGGAGUUCUUAUUAAGCAGUGCAAGACGGAAGGUUCUGGUCGUGUUGCGAUAG